Brassica napus (rape) is the source of this 3232-nucleotide messenger RNA. RefSeq lists its product as uncharacterized. The record is from RefSeq and is a predicted model, not a curated record. Gene Ontology annotation, molecular function: zinc ion binding. The transcript has 6 exons. Bases 755 to 1849 code for a protein of 364 amino acids. Lineage: Eukaryota; Viridiplantae; Streptophyta; Magnoliopsida; Brassicales; Brassicaceae.
UUCCGUUAUCAACACUAGAACACUCUGAACUUAUAUCAACCACAAGAUUUAUAUUGAUAUAGAGUUGUGCCGUGCUGUAUAAUGUUUGUUCUGCGUUUUGCUUUUGGUCUGUGUUUGAGUGGGAAUCUGAACUGUUUUUUUUUUUAACCUGGGGGAAGAAAAACUUCUAAUCUUUAAUAAAGAGAACUAAAGCAAAAACAAGAAGAAAUGGAACAAUCUACACUUUUCAGAAUACGAGUGGUUGGUGUGUUAGUGGCAAACGAUGAGAACUGUCACUAAAUCACUUCCAUUUGUUAUUACAAAAAGUAAAGAAAAGAACCAGAAAUUUAAAACUCAAUCCCCAAAAAGAAAAAAAUGAGAUAAACAACAAAAUAAAUAAUUGUGAACGCAAAGCAAAGCAAAGCAAGGCUCAGAGAGAGAGAGACAGAGGAAGAAGGAUGAGAUUUUAAUCUUCCUUGAUAAAUCCCAAUACCUAAAUACCCAAUUUCCCCCUUAAUUGUUAGGCGGCCAGAGAAAGAUUAAAAGAGAGAGACGCAUUGCUUUCUCUGGAAUCUUCACUGCUUACAAUCGAUCUCUCCACCCAGAUUCUCCGGAGGAGCUUUGCGUCUUUCUCCUUGUCCUAGAGAGACAUUAGAGGGUCCUAUCUAACUUGUUCUUGAGCUGUCAAAAGGUGGUUACUAUGUCUAUGGAGUAGAAUCAAAUCUGGAGAAAUGGUUUAAGUUGUGUUGUGGAAGGAGUUUCAGCUGGGGAUUUGAUGGGUAAAGAGAGUCCGUUGGAGAUUACCAAUAGCGGAGUCAGUGAUCACGACUCUCCACCUCUCAAGAACGAUGAAGCACCACCACCACCACCACCACGUUACAGUUCAGACAAAGACACCGGCUUACCAACAUGCCGCGUCUGCCAAUGCGCAGAAUCCGACAGAAGAGGAGACGCUGCUCUAGGCUUUUUAGGCAUCACACCUCCUGUCUCAGAGCCUCGUAGAAGCAGCAACGCAAAAAACCAAGAAACCGCCGAUCAUAAAACCGGCUUCAUCGAACUGAUAAGUCCAGACGGAGAAGUCUUCGUCUGCGCGAACGAAGACAUAGAAAUGGGAGCUUGGCAGCACCGAGACACCUUGCUAGAGCUCGGAUGCUCUUGCAAAAACGACCUCGCUCUGGUGCACUACGCCUGCGCGUUGAAAUGGUUUGUCAACCACGGAUCAACCGUCUGCGAGAUAUGUGGAAACGUUGCGGUGAAUAUAAGAACGGUUGAUCUCAACAAAGUGGUCGUAGCGUUGAAAGAUUACGCAGCGCUGAGAGAAAGAACGGCUGGUGGAGAUCCCAACCCUGUAGCUGUUUGUAAUAGCAGCAACACGAGCUCUUCGGGGAUAGAUCCUGAUGCUGUUGCAGCCAUUAGAAGGCAACGGCUUAGUGAGAUUUCGUUGUGGUUUGGUCCUCAUUGUCCAAACAAUAAUAAUGGUAGUAGUAAUUCAGCUGCUGCGGGGGUGGCAGCUUCUUCUCAGGUUACAUCUGAACAGCCUUUGGGUGUCGUAAGCUUUGAUAUAUUGCCUAUGGAGAGCAGAGCUACUAAAUGGGCUGUGGAAGGUACAGGGAUACUACUUGCUACGGGGUUACUCACUGUUACUUUGGCUUGGCUCAUUGCUCCACGUGUUGGGAAGAGAACUGCAAAGAGUGGACUGCACAUACUCCUGGGUGGACUCUGUGCUUUAACAGUAGUCAUCGUCUUCAGAUUUGUAGUGCUGACUAGAAUCAGGUACGGACCAGCACGUUACUGGGCGAUAUUGUUCGUCUUCUGGUUUCUUGUGUUUGGCAUCUGGGCAUCACGUUCUCACGCUCACGCUUCCACUUGAACAUUCUUCCUCAUCCUUAUUCUCCUGGUUUGUUUGUGUUACUCUUUUUUUCUUUUAGUAUGUCUCUGUCAAUAUCGUUUACAUCCUUGUAUUAGAAGAAGAAGAAAGAAAUGUACAAUUAUUUGUCCCCAUAAAAAGAAACUUCUGUCUCUCAGUUAUUAGUCCAUGCCGGUUUCUUCUGCAUGGGUCAAUUAGACCUGAGAAGAAGAAACAAAAAUUCCACAACAUGAACAUAGAGAGCAAUGCAGAAGACAGUUUGCGGUUGUUAUCUUAAAAAUACAAGAUUGUAUGUGACCUCUAAGAAUGUUGCUUGAUUAUAAAUAUGUUAGUGUUCAUAUGAAGAGUGUCUCAGAGUAACUCUUGUUUAACGAUUUCUAAUGGAGUUAGGACUUUCCGUUUCAAGUCCUGAGAAAUUGUGCGUUUCUGUUCUUUCACCCAUACACUUCGCAAGAACAGCAAAAAAAGAAAUCUCUUGGACGUAACACUCAUCUUUCCUUAAUAAAGUGGAGUGUUCAGAAGACAAAGCAGUGAUAGCCUGGUAGGUAGAAUGAUCUACUCAAGUCUCUGUUAAUAAAUAGCUAAUACGGCCAAGACCGAAUCAGUAAAACUACUAUCUACUGAAGUCUUUACGGUACGUUCAAGUUUCAUGUUUCUGUCUACCGACAUAAUUUUUGUAUAAGAAAACAGUAUAAAUAUAUUGUGAUUUAUUUUGUUUGAACAUAUUUUAACUAUCAAACAAAUAUUUGUAUAGCAAUAUAUACAAAAUAAAACAAAAAACGUGGACUCAAAAGUCUUUAGCAUUUGUUGGAUAGCAAAAGAAUGGCAGGAUGCGUAAGUCAUUGUACAGGAUAAAAAACGCGUUAGCAUUGGAGUUUAGUUCUGGUGUGAGUAGGAUGCUUCAUUUCAAUCUCUUAUAAAUUUAGAUAGCAUUUCAUGCAAUGUAAGUUGUGUAACGAAAGAAAACAAGCUAAAAAUGGCUAAAGAGAAAUCAUAUGUGAUAGCUCUUCUUCUUCUUCUAUCUUUGCUCCUAUGUCUUUCUUCUCAAGUUGGUGUUGCCGAGGCCAGACGCCAUACAAUUACUACCGGGUAUUCAGAUUCUCGAUGUGCGGAUAAAUUUCCAACAGCUCCACCACCAGUCUACAAACCUACCCCGCCGAUAGUCACUCCGAGGUCUUCGUCACCCAAAGGAAAAGGCCCAUAACUCCAUAAGUGCUGAAAAGUUUCAAGAAAUGACAGGGGAUUGAAGAAACACACACAAGAAGAGUAAACAACCUUUAUUACUGUACAACUCGUAUAUCGAAUUUUUACGUGUAUGUAAACGUAAAAUUAAAUAAUUACGUGUAAACUUUUAAAUAAAAGAAGAUUACGAACUUUUAGCUAUGA